Messenger RNA from Morus notabilis, 726 nucleotides. RefSeq names its product leucine-rich repeat extensin-like protein 3. The coding region runs from base 1 to 726 and encodes 241 amino acids. The record is from RefSeq and is a predicted model, not a curated record. The transcript is spliced from 2 exons. Lineage: Eukaryota; Viridiplantae; Streptophyta; Magnoliopsida; Rosales; Moraceae.
AUGGCGUCGCGGGACCCACCGGAAUACCCCACCAGGAUCCCGCCGGAGAUUCCCUCAACGCCGCCGCUGAAGCACGAUCCCUCUUCGGUCCCACUCGAGGUGCCGCCGCUCACCACCUCGCCGCAGGUCGACCCCGGCGAAGCCCCGUCGGAGGUGAAAGAGAAUCUUCCGCCGUACGGGACCGAGGCGAGGCCGGAAAUCGAGUUCCCUAAGCCGCCGGUAUCACCACCACCGAAGCCGGACGUCCCGCCGAUGCCGCCCGGUAUCCAAGAUCUUUUAAUUAUGGCGUCGCGGGACCCACCGGAAUACCCCACCAGGAUCCCGCCGGAGAUUCCCUCAACGCCGCCGCUGAAGCACGAUCCCUCUUCGGUCCCACUCGAGGUGCCGCCGCUCACCACCUCGCCGCAGGUCGACCCCGGCGAAGCCCCGUCGGAGGUGAAAGAGAAUCUUCCGCCGUACGGGACCGAGGCGAGGCCGGAAAUCGAGUUCCCUAAGCCGCCGGUAUCACCACCACCGAAGCCGGACGUCCCGCCGAUGCCGCCCGGGCCGGAUAUCUUGCCACCGGAUCGGCCGCCGGGACCGGAGAUUGACCCUCCGAGAAUGCCGCCGCGGGAUGUUCCCCCUAUGAGGCCUCCGGGGCCGGAGAUUGUGCCGCCGCCUAAUCUGCCGCCGGAUAUUAAGCCACCGCCUGGGAGCCCAUUUGGGGACUUUGGCUUCACGAUCUAA